GGAUAUCCUCCUCCCAGGUCGUCGAAACAACAAACCGAACUACGGAGCAAGCGGGGUGAGAGAACGUCCGAAACCGCCUCUGACCGCGACUUUUAAACUCUUUUAACAGAAUUUCAGUGGGAUUCAGGCGGAAGCUGUCCAACCAUAUUAAAAGUUAAGAUUCUGCUGGGACUAUAUUGCACAACAAGGUCACAUGCACCCUCUCCUGUCUUUUUAUUUUCUGAGGAUAUAAAGCCAGUCAUAAGUUGAAGUUAUCCAGAAGAUGUUACAGAAAUGAUAGCAGCACCAGAAAUACCAUCAGAGUUCACCUAUACUCACCAGGAUACAGAUACCCGAUUCUCUUCAGACACAGACUUCUCUGAGGAACUCGAUGGAAGGAGUGCGACCCCAGCCAAAGGAAAGGGUGGAAGGAAGGGGAAGAAAGCAGCAGGGGAGAAAGGCAAAGGCGGGAAGGGAGCGGGCCGGUUAAAUGGCCACCACCAAGAGAAUGGCAUGGAGAACAUGAUGCUGUUUGAGGUGGUGCGGCUGGGCAGGAGUGCUAUGCAGUCUGUCGUUGAUGAUUGGAUUGAGUCCUACAAAACUGACAGAGAUGUUGCGCUACUAGAUCUCAUUAAUUUCUUUAUCCAGUGCUCAGGAUGUAAAGGUGUGGUCAGCGGAGAAAUGUUUCGAAACAUGCAAAACUCUGAGAUCAUCCGACGAAUGACAGAAGAAUUUGAUGAGGACAGCGGUGACUACCCUCUAACCAUAGCAGGACCCCAGUGGAAAAAGUUCAAGUCAAGCUUUUGUGAAUUCAUUGCGGUGCUCGUGCGCCAGUGUCAAUACAGUAUCAUCUAUGAUGAGUACAUGAUGGACACAGUCAUCUCCCUCCUCACCGGACUAUCAGACUCCCAAGUCCGAGCCUUCAGACACACCUCAACACUGGCAGCCAUGAAGCUGAUGACAGCCCUGGUGAAUGUAGCUCUGAACCUGAGCAUCAACAUGGACAACACUCAGCGCCAGUACGAGGCGGAGAGGAAUAAGAUCGUGGCCAAAAGAGCUAACGACAGGCUGGAGCUGCUCCUGCAGAAACGCAAAGAGGUGAGGGUGACCACGGCAACUUGCCCCCUUUGUUUAAAAAUACCUGAGUACAUGCCUUUCGCAUUUCAACACACAUCAGAUGAUUCAAAUUCUAAUUGGAUCAGCCCAAUCCCGCCAGAUGUGGGUGAUUUUGAGCUGUGAUUUAGUGGCAACUUUGGCAGGAAGUCA
Messenger RNA from Notothenia coriiceps (black rockcod), 1245 nucleotides. RefSeq names its product cohesin subunit SA-2-like. The record is from RefSeq and is a predicted model, not a curated record. Gene Ontology annotation, molecular function: chromatin binding. Lineage: Eukaryota; Metazoa; Chordata; Actinopteri; Perciformes; Nototheniidae. Gene Ontology annotation, cellular component: chromatin; nucleus; cohesin complex. Bases 274 to 1218 code for a protein of 314 amino acids. Gene Ontology annotation, biological process: sister chromatid cohesion. The transcript is spliced from 8 exons.